UAUCUAUACUAAGGGCUAAAGGAAAUGGACAAACGUCACCAGCAGCAAGCCAAGGCCAGCAGCUGCUGUUCUGACGAGGUGAGCAGCAUUGAAUGGGAAUUCAUAAACAUGUCUGAACAAGAAGGAGAUCUCAUUUAUAGAAUGUAUAAGCUCGUUGGGGACAGGUGGGGGUUAAUUGCCGGAAGGAUUCCGCGUCGGAAAGCCGAGGAAAUCGAAAGGUUUUGGAUAAUGAGAGACAAAGAAGUAUUUGAAAACCGGCGAAGAGAGCUGAAGAAGAUUUCUUCUUCUUAA
Molecule: messenger RNA, 291 nt
Organism: Hibiscus syriacus
Lineage: Eukaryota; Viridiplantae; Streptophyta; Magnoliopsida; Malvales; Malvaceae
Product: transcription factor CPC-like
Exons: 3
Coding region: 25-291 (88 amino acids)
Biological process (GO): cell differentiation
Cellular component (GO): nucleus
Molecular function (GO): transcription cis-regulatory region binding
Source: RefSeq, a predicted model, not a curated record